Molecule: messenger RNA, 1623 nt
Organism: Pteronotus mesoamericanus
Lineage: Eukaryota; Metazoa; Chordata; Mammalia; Chiroptera; Mormoopidae
Gene: GET4
Product: guided entry of tail-anchored proteins factor 4
Exons: 9
Coding region: 73-1071 (332 amino acids)
Biological process (GO): protein insertion into ER membrane
Cellular component (GO): BAT3 complex; cytosol
Molecular function (GO): protein binding
Source: RefSeq, a predicted model, not a curated record
GCCGGGACGGGAGCCGAGAGCCGCUGCCCACCGCGCCUGCGACAGCGUCACCCCUGCGCGGAGCGCCGGCCCAUGGCGGCGGCGGCGGCGGCGGCGGCGGCGGCGAUGGCCAUGGCCGAGCAGGAGGGCGCCCGCAACGGCGCCCGCAACCGCGGCGGUGUCCAGCGCGUGGAGGGCAAGCUCCGCGCCAGCGUCGAGAAGGGCGACUACUACGAGGCGCACCAGAUGUACCGGACCCUGUUUUUCAGGUACAUGUCACAGAACAAGCACGUGGAGGCCCGGGAGCUCAUGUGCUCGGGAGCCCUGCUCUUCUUCAGCCACGGCCAGAACAGCGCGGCGGACUUGUCCAUGCUGGCCCUGGAGUCGCUGGAGAAGGCCGAGGUGCAGGUGGCCGAGGAGCUGCUGGAAAACCUGGCGAAGCUCUUCAGCCUCAUGGACCCGAAUUCCCCGGAGCGGGUGGCCUUUGUGUCCAGAGCCCUGAAGUGGUCCAGCGGCGGGUCCGGGAGGCUGGGCCACCCCCGGCUGCACCAGCUGCUGGCCCUCACCCUGUGGAGAGAACAAAACUACUGCGAGUCCCGGUACCACUUCCUGCACUCCACCGACGGCGAAGGCUGCGCCAACAUGCUGGUGGAGUACUCCGCCGCCCGGGGCUUCCGCAGCGAGGUGGACAUGUUCGUGGCCCAGGCCGUCCUCCAGUUUCUCUGUUUAAAAAACAAGAGCAGCGCGUCGGUGGUGUUCACCACAUACACCCAGAAGCACCCGUCCAUCGAGGACGGGCCUCCGUUCGUGCGGCCGCUGCUCAAUUUCCUCUGGUUCCUGCUGCUGGCCGUGGACGGGGGCAAGCUGACCGUGUUCACUGUGCUGUGCGAGCAGUACCAGCCGUCCCUGCGGCGGGACCCCAUGUACAACGAGUACCUCGACAGGAUAGGACAGCUCUUCUUCGGGGUGCCGCCCAAGCAGACGUCUUCCUACGGAGGCUUGCUAGGGAACCUCCUGAGCAGCCUCAUGGGCUCCUCGGAGCAGGAGGGCGAGGACAGCCAGGACGACAGCAGCCCCAUCGAGCUGGACUGACGCCGCCCUCCGCCGGCGCGGCUCCGGGGCCGAGGCUGCAGCAGCUGCGCGUGGCCUCCGAUUGACCCCCAAUAAAGCACAGGCCUGCGGGCCGCCCCCCCAGCCUGUGUUUCUGGUUUGCUUUGGGUGCAGGGGCACUGCCGCUGGGCCGUCCCCACGUGCGCGUCCCGUGGUGGCCGGUGGCCCCGUGCCACACCCCGGGCACCGUGGCUGCUGCCGGGCCCUGUGUACACGUCCAGAGGUUGCAGGUGGCGCCUCGUGGUGCCGUGUCGGUUCCCCGGGCGGCGCUGCCUCCGCCCCGCGUCCUAGGUUCCAGCCACACGACCAGCCCAGGAGCGAGUGGGCGGCCCGGCCAACGGACUCACGGCCGCAGGCGCUCCCCGGCGAUGGAGACAGGACACGCUUUAUUUUUUCACAAUUAAAACUAAGACUUGUAGAUUAAUGCACAGUGAUCAUGCAUGGAAGAUGCAACGUAUGCAACUCUAUUCACUGUAAAAAUGGGAUUUAAAGGAAGGUUUGUGUUAAUUGUUGAGUUUAAAUAAACCCUUUAUA